GGUAGGCACACUCUCUUGCGACGUCCUCUAAUUUUUUUUUUGACAAAUCGCACUUGGGUCUAUUCAGUUGAACGCUCGGCAUGCCUCCACCCAGCGGACCACGCGAUCCCAUCGCGGGUCCUGACGACGGUCCUGCCCCGCCUUUCCCACUACGCUUCAAAGGCCCAGUCAUAAAGGGCUUUGGGAGAGGCAGCAGAGAGCUCGGCAUACCCACCGCAAACAUACCCCUCGAAGGUGUCUCCAUUGCGGGCAAAGAACUCGACAGCGGCAUCUAUUUCGGCUGGGCUGGUCUCGACCUGCCUCCCUCAGAUGCCACGACCUCGUCCACGUCCUCUGAACCUGAUGCGACGCCAUCAUCGCAGGGUGCCUCUAUCUCGAAGAGAAUCUCCCAAGCCGCCUCCCAUAUCGCGUCCAAAGUGAAUGGCACAUCGCAUCUUCGAGGCCAGGUCUACCCCAUGGUCAUGUCGGUAGGCUGGAAUCCAUACUACAAGAACACGGUGCGAAGCGUGGAGAUACAUAUCAUGCACGAGUUUGGGAGAGAUUUUUACGGUCACCACUUGAAUAUCUUGAUCUUGGGCUUCAUCAGGCCUGAGUAUGAUUACGUGUCCGUAGAGAGUUUGAUCGAGGAUAUUAAGACAGACAUUGAGGUCACGAAGAGGAGUCUGGACAGGCCGCCAUAUGCGAAAUUGAAGGACGACGCGUGGCUGAGGACGUUCCCUGAGAACCCGAGGACAACAGAACACGGAAACGAUACGCCAUCGUGAUGAGAAGGACAAGGCAGGAAGUAUUUAACGAGAAGAUAGGGGCUGGUAUCCAGGCUCGAUAGAUAGAUCAUACCAUAGACAAGUUGAGAGGGUAUCUGGCGACAUCUAUGCAAACAAUAUAAGACAAAAAAGCGUCAAUCAAGCAAGA
Molecule: messenger RNA, 912 nt
Organism: Verruconis gallopava
Lineage: Eukaryota; Fungi; Ascomycota; Dothideomycetes; Venturiales; Sympoventuriaceae
Exons: 2
Coding region: 81-764 (227 amino acids)
Biological process (GO): riboflavin biosynthetic process; FMN biosynthetic process
Cellular component (GO): mitochondrion
Molecular function (GO): riboflavin kinase activity
Source: RefSeq, a predicted model, not a curated record